CCUAUCUAUAUAUACACUACUUGUUCAAAAUCAAUGUCAAACACCCACAUUGUGUUUAAUUGGUCAUAUUAGAUAGAUCUCUAAAUGGAAUCAUUAUUUUCCCCAAACAAUUCUGGGUUUUCUUCCCAAGAAUCCUCGUUGUGUUCACAAGAAUUGUUCUAUUGGCAUGACAAUUACUUCUUUGAACACAAUUACAUGUCCCUCUUUGAUCAUCAUGAUGAUCCCUUCAACAUGGUCACUAAUGGUGCUUAUUCACAAGAAGAUUUGUUUCUUCUAGAUGUUCUCCCCCCAAGAGAAGAAGCAAGAUUAGAGCCAUCCAAUGUUCAAUCCAUAUCGACAAGUGCUACUAGUACUCCUAAUCAUGUCAAGGAAGAAGAGGUCACUUCCAUUAGCGAAGAAGAAGAAGAAGAAGAAAAACCCGACAUCCCCGCGAAGGAGAAGAAGACGUCUUAUAGAGGGGUUAGAAGCAGGCCGUGGGGGAAGUACGCGGCGGAGAUAAGGGAUUCCACAAGAAAUGGGGUUAGGGUUUGGAUUGGCACUUUUGAUAGCGCCGAAGCCGCGGCCUUAGUCUACGAUCAAGCUGCAUUAGCGUUGCGUGGCUCGUCCGCGAUCCUCAAUUUUCAGGAGGAUGUGGUGAGGGAGUCCAUGAAGGAGAUCAAGUUCUCUUGGGAGGAAGGAGAGUCUCCAGUUAUGGCAUUGAAGAAGAUGUACUCCAUGAGAAGGAAGUCAAGCAUGGUCAGGAAAAUGACAAGUACAAAGAGAAAGGCAAUUAGGUCAAAUAACUUGGUGGUGUUUGAGGAUUUAGGAGCAGAUUACUUGGAACAACUACUCAGCUCUUCUUGUGAGUUUUGAUGAAUCGAUUCUUAUGUUAAUCAUUCAAAUGAAUUUUUUGUUCUUUCAGUUAAUUCUUCAUUUUCUUUCUUGCAAAUUUUCUUCUUCUUAGUCUCUAUGAUCACCAAUUGUGACAUAUAGAGACAGUAAAAAGUGUUUGUAUCAUCAACUUUUUUGUGGAGUUACCCACAAAGAGUUGGGUUCCAAUGAAGAAUCAUUCAAGAAGUUGUGUUCAUCUUUCAUGCACAUUGGAAAGAUAA
This is a messenger RNA of Tripterygium wilfordii, 1091 nucleotides long. Its product is annotated as ethylene-response factor C3-like. Bases 85 to 852 code for a protein of 255 amino acids. NCBI's taxonomy places the organism in Eukaryota, Viridiplantae, Streptophyta, Magnoliopsida, Celastrales, Celastraceae. The record is from RefSeq and is a predicted model, not a curated record. Gene Ontology annotation, biological process: ethylene-activated signaling pathway; regulation of DNA-templated transcription. The transcript has a single exon. Gene Ontology annotation, molecular function: DNA binding; DNA-binding transcription factor activity.